Capsella rubella is the source of this 891-nucleotide messenger RNA. RefSeq lists its product as uncharacterized. The record is from RefSeq and is a predicted model, not a curated record. The transcript has a single exon. Bases 99 to 683 code for a protein of 194 amino acids. Lineage: Eukaryota; Viridiplantae; Streptophyta; Magnoliopsida; Brassicales; Brassicaceae.
UCAAAGAAUAAACUUAAAAAAAAAACAACUUAUAAAUCCUUUUUUUGUUUUUGUUGAAAGCAAAACUUUAGGAAUCUGUGUUUGCAAAAGAAGAAGAUAUGGGAAACAGUUUACGGUGUUGUUUGGCUUGUGUACUUCCAUGUGGAGCUUUAGAUUUGAUCAGAAUCGUACAUCUCAACGGCCACGUCGACGAGAUCACUCGUCCGAUGACCGCCGGCGAGAUCCUUCAGGCGAAUCCUAACCAUGUCUUGAGCAAACCUUGUUCUCAAGGAGUUGUACGUAAGAUCUUGAUCUUGUCCCCUGAAUCUGAACUUAAGCGUGGAAGCAUCUAUUUUCUUAUCCCUGAUACUUCUUUGCCGGAGAAGAAGAAGACAAAGAAGAUAAAAGAACACCGGCGCCGGAAAAGCGCUGACGUAAGUAGUGAUCGUAUGAGUGGUGGUGACAAGGAUCUUGAUACCUUAGUACCAAAACAUAAGGAUCUUGAUCAUACUUCAACACCAAAAGAUAAAGAUCUUGAUGGUCAUUGUUUGACGUUGUGUGAGAAAUAUUUAGAAGAUGUUAUGUUGUCGGAGAAGAUGAGUUCCACCGGUAAAGAGAAUCGUCACCGUCGGAGACAUAGCCGGUCGGCGUCAGUUUCCACGUGGCGUCCUCACCUUGAUAGCAUUACUGAGGAUCUUAAUUAAUUAGUAAAUUUUUUCUUUUCACUCUUUCGUUAAUUCUAUCUCUAUGUUCUUAAUUUUUUUUUAAAAAUCUUUUGAAUCUGGAAAUCGGAUUUUUAUUUAACAUCCCCGGGGAGAAAAUUUUCAAAUAUUUAUAUUUAUUAUGAAGUUAAAAACAAAGCUAUGUAAUGUACUCAUGUGGAUAUAUUGGAUAAGAGAUCUAUGUUAAAUU